GUGGCCUGCUCUGGACGAAUCAGACUCUUCGUCAGCACCAACUUCAAGAGGUGAGCCACGGGGUUCAGGUCCCAGACGCGCAGGCAGCAGCAGCAGCAGCAGCAGGUGCACAGUUGAAGACCAGCGAGGCCAGAGCCAUGGAGGACCAGCGCGACCUCAUCUCCAACCAUGAACAGAUGCCCAUGCUGGGCCAGCGCCCUGGGGCCCAGGAGAGGAAGUGCAGCCGCGGGGCCCUGUACACAGGCUUUUCUGUCCUUGUGGCUCUGCUCCUGGCAGGCCAGGCCACCACCGCCUACUUCCUAUACCAGCAGCAGGACCGGCUGGACAAGCUGACGGUCACCUCGCAGAACCUGCAGCUGGAGAGCCUGCGCAUGAAGCUUCCCAAGUCUGCCAAGCCCGUGAGCCAGAUGCGGAUGGCCGCCCCCAUGAUGAUGCAGGCACUGCCCAUGAAGAGCCUGUCCCAGGGGCCUAUGCAGAAUGUCACCAAGUAUGGCAACACCACACAGGACUACGUGAUGCACCUGCUUCUGAGGUCUGACCCCCUGAAGGAGUACCCGCAGCUGAAGGGGAGCUUCCAGGAGAACCUGAAGCAGCUCAAGGGCACCAUGGACAGCUUCAACUGGAAGGUGUUUGAGAGCUGGCUGCACCAGUGGCUCCUGUUUGAAAUGAGCAAGAACUCGCUGGAGGAGAAGCCCACUGAGGCUCCAACCAAAGUACUGAGCAAGUGCCUGGAAGAGGCCAGCCACGUCCCUGAUGUCCACCCGGGCCGGUUCAAACCCCAGUGCGACGAGAACGGCAAUUACAUGCCGCUCCAGUGCCAUGGCAGCAUCGGCUACUGCUGGUGCGUCUUCCCCAACGGCACCGAGGUCCCCCACACCAGGAGCCGCGGGCACCAUAACUGCAGUGAGCCAAUGGAAAUUGAAUACCCAUCUUCAGGGCUGGACAUGGCCAGGCCAGAAAUGGGUCAAGUUUUCAUAUGAGAACUGCAGAAGCCGCCUCCAGCAUCCAGCCAGCUCCGCACGCCAGCUUCUGCUCCCCUCCACCCCCAACUGCAACCCCAGCCCCUUCCAUCUCCCACCCUGUACCUCAACCCAUGAGACUCUGGUGCCUGGCUCUCUGUCACCCUCAAGUCAGAACAGCACAGACGACACGGGUGGGCCACUGCCAUGCCCCCGUCUGCCAUGGGAUGAGCAAGAGCUGGGCAGACCUUCAUCAGUGCCUCUAGGAUCCGGACUGUGCGUGAGGUGGCAAGGCCCAGGCAGAAGGGACAGCCCUAUUCCCAGACUCCAGGAUGGACACACCGGUGUUCCACCCCUCCACUUCUGGCUUUGGCCCCAGCUUCUUGGCCUGUUCACCUGGGGGAUAAGCCACCUGCUUCCCCUUCCCCCUCACUCCCCAAGUGAGAGCCCAGUCUCUUCCUCUGCCACCCCCAAGCCCCCACCACCCUUGCACUCAGCCGUACUUGUCACAGCCCCCAGGGCCACAGCUCACACAAUAAAUGGUAGGAGGUAGA
Lepus europaeus (European hare) is the source of this 1513-nucleotide messenger RNA. RefSeq names its product CD74 molecule (gene CD74). The record is from RefSeq and is a predicted model, not a curated record. Gene Ontology annotation, cellular component: cell surface; cytoplasm; membrane. Gene Ontology annotation, molecular function: macrophage migration inhibitory factor binding; cytokine receptor activity; MHC class II protein binding. The coding region runs from base 138 to 980 and encodes 280 amino acids. Lineage: Eukaryota; Metazoa; Chordata; Mammalia; Lagomorpha; Leporidae. Gene Ontology annotation, biological process: protein trimerization; T cell activation involved in immune response; positive regulation of cytokine-mediated signaling pathway. The transcript has 9 exons.